Vigna umbellata (rice bean) is the source of this 670-nucleotide messenger RNA. The record is from RefSeq and is a predicted model, not a curated record. Lineage: Eukaryota; Viridiplantae; Streptophyta; Magnoliopsida; Fabales; Fabaceae.
GUUUUCAAAAAACAUAAACUAUGCAUCUUGUCAGGAUCUUCCUGUUCUUGAAUCCUCGUUGCAUUGGAACUAUCAUCCUACGUCAGGUAUAGUCGAUGUUGCAUUCAACAAGGCUAACGCAAAGGAUUCAACAUGGGUUGCAUGGGCCAUCAAUCCUACCUCAAAGGGUAUGUUGGGUUCACAAUCACUUGUUGCAGUUCAUAAAUCAAAUGGCAUCAUCAGAGCAUACACAUCUCCAAUAACUAGUUAUGCGACAAUGUUACAAGAGGGUAAUCUCAGUUUUUCAGUUUAUAGCCUUUCUGCUUCAUACACAAAUGGUCGCAUCAUCAUUGUUGCAAGUUUUCAACUUCCAUCCAAUAAGACUGUGGUGAACCAUGCAUGGCAAGAGGGUGUGGUUUCCGAUGAUGGCACCCUUAGACCUCACUCUUUCUCACCCUCUAACCUUCAAUCCUAUGGAACCAUUGAUUUCAUAUCUAGCAAGGUUUCUAAAGCCACUAAAGAUGUGAACUCACGAAACAUGUUGAGAAACGUUCAUGGAAUUUUGAAUACUGUGAGUUGGGGAAUAAUGAUGCCAAUUGGAGUGAUUUUGGGUCGUUACUUGAAGGUGUUUGAUGGUUUGGGAGGAACUUGGUUUCACUUGCAUNGUCGAUGUUGCAUUCAACAAGGCUAA